This is a messenger RNA of Triticum urartu, 849 nucleotides long. RefSeq names its product CST complex subunit TEN1. Gene Ontology annotation, molecular function: telomerase inhibitor activity; single-stranded DNA binding; telomeric repeat DNA binding. NCBI's taxonomy places the organism in Eukaryota, Viridiplantae, Streptophyta, Magnoliopsida, Poales, Poaceae. The record is from RefSeq and is a predicted model, not a curated record. Gene Ontology annotation, biological process: negative regulation of telomere maintenance via telomerase. Gene Ontology annotation, cellular component: CST complex.
CCCCCAGGCUAUCUUCGCGUCUCCGACCCAACCCCUCCCUCCCUCCCUCCCGCUCGCCAGUUUCCCUCCUCGUGCCUCGAGCGGCUGGACUGUUUGCGCGCAUUGGCGAGGCCGCCUCGCCGGCGACGCGCGGUGGAGGAGCAGCAGGCAAUCUUUGCCAGGGCUUUAGAUUUCAUCAGGCAGCCCGUGCGCGUUAGUUCCCCGUGUGCUAGCUAGAUGGCAUCUUCUACUCUGAAACCAGGUGUGCCUGUCACUCUGCAAGAGCUGGAGCCCUCCUCGGAGAUGUUCAAGCAAGGGGCGUCCCUCCGGGUAACAGGAAUCCUUCAGUCAUACGAUCUGGACUCUGCGGUCGCUGUUAUUCAGGAUGGCAGCGCAAGGUUGAAGAUCGACACCCAACACCUGAGGGAUAUCAGUUUUCGCAGCGGCUCUAUGUUUCAGUUCAUCGGCGAGCUCCUGAUCCGGCCGAACAACGACGCGAUUCUGCAAGCACGUGUGGGAAGGAACGUUGAUGGCCUUGACCUGAACCUUUACCGGCAGUCUCUGAUCGUCCGACGGCAACAUGAAGCCAAACUACUGAGCUCCAGGAGGCCAUAAUCCAAAGCUGUGAUCCAGCAGUCUCAUGCCCUCAAUUCAGUUCCUCUGAGGUACAUGAGGGCAGAAUCACCUGACCCGUGAUGAUCCUGUGCUUUGGUUUGUUAGAUGGGUGCAAGCCUGCAAAGUAGUACUAGUACUUGUUAACUGAAAUUCCUGAGCACAGAUUAUUCCCGUAUCCUUGUUAAGCUAUCACAACUCUGUAAGCACUUAUUAUCCGAGGGUCUACAUAUCUGUUUCACAACGUUUUGUGGGCUA